GGAGUAAGACGCUCUGCCGCGAGACGACUCCACUCCGCUAGACUACUCAACUGAUAGACCACUCUACCACCAAACUCUGUCGAAGUCUGUCACGUGUGUUUGGCACAGAGGUCUAACAUAGCCGGCUUCCCGAGUGGAGAUAGUCCAUUGUAAUGCGUGUUGCCAGUUUGUAACAAUACUUGGCAGCUUAUGCUCUGCAUCGGAGUGUGAGCUAUCAAUGACUUGAUAGGUAACCAGUGCUACAGCAUGUCUCUCUGUUGGUCCUGUGUCAAGUUAGUGUUGGUUAAUCCCCUUCUCUGGAUUUAGCUGCAACCGGACAAGUUAUCCCAGGUUGGGAACCGCAGGUGUACAAGACUAGGAGCAGGCUGGAUUAAGUAGUGCAUGUUCGGAAACCGUGUAGGCAAUGAUAUGGACCAAAUUACGCAGAUAACUCUCUGCUCAAAGUAAUCCUCCACAUUGUCAGAGAAAAUCUGGGAUUGAAUGACAGACGGAAGGAGUGAUAGGAAGAGGAGCUGAUUAUGCACCAGGUGUGUUAACAGAAAACUUGACUACAAGGAUUUUAAUACAGUUCACAGCAAGGAAGGCGUUUCAUCCCUCAUUCCAAGCAUGUGAAUACGGCUGUAUUUCAUAACCUGUUUUUCGAAAGUCUUGCGAACAGGACAUAUAUUUCAUAAUUCUUUAGGUUUCACACAAAAUACUUUAACAGUGGAUAUUCUUGUACAAUGAAUGUACAUUUCAAUUGAGCGAUCGGAGUAUUGGUGACUGUGAAGUACAAUGUGAUCAGGUGACUGAAGGCUGUAUUCUGGGAUAUAGAAGAAUCUUAGACAUUUAUGAGACGUGUGACCAAUACUGUGGUGGAUCUCUGAUUCGGAUACAGUGUGAACGUCAACACUGGAGAACACUACAGAGAGAAGACACUAUUUAAAGAGAUCUGAAAUGUGACCAAGUAACCCAGGUCCAGUGACAAUCUUUGGAUACUUCUUAUUACUAUCUGACCUGCUGUGGGAUUUUACCAGUGGUCUAAUGAGUGUUGACCGCCAAAGAUGAGGUUUGAGGCCGGUCAGCCGAAGAGUAGCAUCUGCCGGGCGUGGCAGGUGAUCAGUUCACUGUAUUGUCGUCUACUACAGCUUCUCAUCUUCCUCGUCAUCUCUGUGGCACUCUCAGGUUGCAGUGAGUCUGUCAAACGACAGUUGACACCAACUCCCAAGUUCCUGCCGGGAAAUAUGAACGUUACAGUGAGGCAGGGUGCCAUGGCAGUUUUACCCUGUAAAAUAAGAAAUUUAGGAACUAAAAAGGUAGCUUGGCGGCGACUUAACUCUGACCAGUUUCUGACAAUUGGCAAGAUUACAUGGAUCAAGCAAGUCAAUAUGAUGGUGGAGCAUGAAAGUCAGCCAGGGGACAUAACUACAUGGGACUUGUUGAUAAAAAAUGUCAAGGCCAACGAUUCAGGGAUUUACGAGUGCCAGAUCACAUCUACACGGGAAUAUGCAUAUCACAUACAGUUGAAUGUCGUUGGUCCACCAAUCACAAACCCAGAUAUACGCACUUCCAAACCAGCAAUUUCAGUGAUCGGCAGUACCUAUGUGGACUAUGGGGACCCAAUCAAGCUGAUAUGUAACGCGACUGGAGGGCCGCACAUACCCGAAGAGAUUGACUGGUUCAAGGAUGGAGAUAAAAUAGAUUCACACAAAUAUAAUGAUAUUGUUAUAACAAAAUAUCGGUCACUGCGGUUACAGUCGAUGACAAGUGAGCUCCUCGUGGACCGAAGCACGACUGACCAUUCAGGAACAUACAUCUGCAGAAGCUCACAAGAUGUCAUCGCCAGCAUUAAAGUCACAGUCCUUGUUGCAUCGACAGUACUAGAACGAUUUCAGCGGAAAUCAAAUUAUAGCACUGACACAACAAAUGUAAAACGUGGUACUGGUUCACAGAUCCAUCCGAACCAUGCUGGGGUGUCUAUCUCAAGCUAUGCAAAAACAUCACUGAUGUUGUCACUAGUUGUCUCCCUUGUCCUAGUCCCCUGUGUCUUAUGACACUGACACCUAGAUCAAGUUAUCUGUGCCUUAUACAGUCUGGUGUACAUGUAGCUGAACAAGCAGUCAGCAAUAUGAUUGGUGCAAUCUAUUUUCCACUUUCAAAUCAACCAAUGAGACAUCAAACAGGCUGGAGGUUGGUUUCUAUUGGUUGUUGACACUGACCAAUGGAAUGCAGGGGAAGAUGGAUGGAGUUACAGCCAAUGAGAGAGGAAGAUCUGUGAAAGCUUUCACCUGAUUGGUCAGAAAGGAUCCAGUGAUGUUGCUUGUGAAAGUGAAAUGAAAUCUAAGGAGGUAAACCUUCCAAUGACUAAACAAGUGUGAGACUUCCAUAAAAUAAACAUUUGAUUUGACAAGACAUGUUUAUGUCCUAAAAUAUUUCACCCAACUUGUACAGGAUAAUUUUAAUAAUAACAUGGGAGAGUGCAAUCUGUUCUCACAUCAACUGUCAGAUGAAGAAGAGCUUCAGUUACAUUAUAACCUGAGCCCUUACCUGUAAAGGGAUUUGUGCAAUCUGAUUGGUGCAAAUGAAACACCUCCAGCCAUGAUUGGCUGGUUUGGAAUAAGGCAGCAUAACAGGCUGAUGUUGAACUCGUACAUUUCUUUAGAAGCUGUCCAUGAGUCAACUUCAGUUACGGAGGCCUAGAACUGUUUCUUUCUCCCAAAUUAAAUUUCAUACAAUGCCAUUGUACUUAACAGGUUCUCUGACUAACAUCUAACACUGAAUUGGACUCAUCAAACUAGAGUUGUGUCCUUUAACACAGAUGUGAUGUUUCACGAUGUCUGUCAGCCAUGUUGUAUAUGUUGCUUGCUUCCGAGUUUCGCCUCAACUUGAAUCGGGGCAUAAACAUUCAAGCUUUGUAUAUUUCAGAGACAUUACGGACUUGAUUUCAAUGCCAGUUAUUUGGAACAUUUCUCAAAGGUUGUGAUGACUGCAUUUCAUUGGGAAUUCAGUUUUUGCAAAUCAGGUGUGUUUGCACAGACACAUUUGCAAGGUUGAUGCUGGAUGAUUGGCUGAAACAUCACUUCAGGCAUGAGUUUAAACUGUGUAAUUUGUUCAAUGAGAGACCAAAGUUGACUUUGAUUGAACAUUGAAACAUUUUUCAGUGAAUUGAAUUCUUUGGGAUCUGGAGUUGACGGCUUCCCAUUUUUUCACAAACAUGGUGUUAAAAAACAACAAUCAAGAACAAAGUUUUGAAAUGAGAUUAGAUGCACCACAAGACAAGCACAGCUUUGACGGUAAAGGACUGUGACUCCUGAAGACUGACUCCAUGACCGACUUAUUCGCCAACUGCCACACCAAUUAUUUUAGGGGAAAAAAAUCAAGAUUUCACGAAAGUGACUGCUUGAGAUCCACCCCAGUGUACAUCUUGAUAUACUGAUUUCCUAACUGCUGUUAAUGUGUUCUUUCACAAACAGUAUAAUUGUAUAUAAGAAAUGUCAAUAACAAAGUUGUACAAUUUGUAAAGUAUGUAUUCACAUUUACAUGUACAGAGAGGCAUGUACAGUUCAAAGGUGUACAGAUUGGAUAGGUUAGAUUUUGUUGUACAGUAUACACUGUAUAAUAUAUCAGGAAUUUGUGAUAUGCACAUGUUAAAAAGGGUUAUAUACCGUAUAAAUUUGAACAUAUAUAAUUACACAAUAACUUUGAAGGUACUCGUAUCUGACAAAUUUGUCAAACAAUAUAUGUUUGUUUUAUAUUUAUAUGAAAUUAAAUGUAUGCUAUUGGAAUCAAAUAAAUAGUGAUCAUAUAGCAAAUAUUUUAUAAUUUUCCUGAACUUAAACAUGACAUGCUUCAAAAUUUAGUGUUAUAUAAUAAAUUAUACCUGAUAAUGAUUUUAACUUUGUAUUUUCAUUUAAUCAUAUAAGAAAUAUAAUUUCUGAAAGUAAAUAUAUAUAUGACUAAGAUGUAUGUUGGAUCACUUUCUGUAGGUUUGACUGAUGCUAAGCAUCAAGCAGUUCAAUCAAAUUAGGCUUAAAUAGGAAUGUUGUGAUUCAAUUACACAACAACCAUCUUAGGAUUGAUCAUCAUGUCAAUCAGGUAUUGACAGAAUAUAUCAAGCUGAUUAGCAAUGUUGCAUCUGUAAUGAAAUGGAUGUAAAUAUACUGAGGGAAACAAAUAAGGAAACACCACUUCAUCAGUGUUCCUGUAUGUAUUUUUGUGUUGUCACCCACAGUGCUAUACAAAGUUUGUGAAGGAACAUGGCAAAGAAUAUAGGAACACUUGUGCUUACAUGUGUUCCCUUAUUUGUUUCCCUGAGUAUAUAACCUGAACAAUGGACAAACAAAUAGUAGGAUUUGCUGAAAUAUUGGAACUACAACAUUUAGUUAUUUAUGCUGUAAGGUAUUGACCAUUUCCCAUUCUGAGGGGCAGAGUAUGGCAUUAAAAAAAACGUUUGUCACAGAAAACAUGGGGGAAAAUUAAUAUUGUCCAGGGUUAACACAAAUGGACAAACUACUUGAUUAUCUCAUGAAACAUAUUCCAUUUGGGUGUAAAAGGUUAAAGAGAGGUGAAAACUAAAUAAACAAAUCAAACCAAAUGUCCACUGUACUAUUCUGGCUAUAUCAUAAUCAUGUGUUAAUGAUAAAUUCAUAAAAGCCGAAAAUAUAUCUUGCCUUUCCAGUGACAUGUGUCAAAGGCUAGUCAAGUUACUGUUCUUGAAAUAAGUCUCAUGAGAGAAAACAAACAGUAUACCUCUGUCUCUCCUUUGUAAGGUGUCUUAGAAGUAUGUUUGUAUUUUGAAAAAAUGACAAAAAAAAUAUUAAAAUUCAAACAAAAAUAUUUCCACCCCCUCUUCAUCCACAGGAUAUUAAAUGGUCAAUCCUGAAUAGUGCAAAAGUCAGUGUAGAUUUGUGUCCAUGGCAUGUGUUUGUGUUUUGUUUUGUUUUGUGCAUUGACAUCAUAAGUUAUUAUUUUCACGUUAUAAGGACCCUUACUUAGUAUUUAACAAAAAUAAAGUAAUUAGCCACUUGGUAUUUCUGGUGAAUAUCAGAUCAGUUUAAUAGCAGACUUUGUGAAUAUGUCAAGAAAUAGUAAUAUUCUGUCUUCCUUUGAAAUGCUUCAAACAGUUUCUAUUUCAUUUGUUGGAAAUGGAUCAGCUGUCAUGUCAGUACUGGUACUGUCCUAUUUUGGUUGUGUUUUUCUUUAAACUAAAAUAUUUCAAAAGAUCUAUUAUUUGUUCUCUACGAGUUAAAUUGAUAUCAAGACAUUGUACAAAAACAUCUAUCUUGAUUGGGAACUGUUGUGUUUUUAAUACUUUUAUAACUUAUUAGAUUCAUGCAAGUAAUAACUCAUAAUAAAAAUACCUUUCUAUUUGAAAACCAAAAGUAUUCCUUCUGGUCACAAUGGUUGUCAUUUAUCCAUUGACAUUACAUUACAGCACAUUGAAGGGAAUAUUUUCAAGAACUCGGGAAAACGUUUCAAGCUGAAAUAUAUAUUUGUUGGGUUUUUUUCACUAAUGAGUGAAAACAAAUUUGAAUACCGGUACUCCUGCGAUCUUGAGGAUAUUUCAAAACUGGACUUUUUUACACUUAUCAGAGCCUGAUGUACAUAUAUGAAUUGAUCAAGACUUAUUCAUCAUCAUAAUCAUCAUCAUAAUCAUAUAAAAAACAUUAAGUUAAUUCUAUUCACAUUGUUUGAAAAAAGACAACUUCCACAUGUUUACUGACAAAUGAUGCAUAGAUUAGGCUUCUAUGGAUGCCAUGUUUUGUUAUAUUAUAUAUUUUGUCACAUAAAGUUCUUGAUUAAUACUAAUUAAUAUUUUCAUAACUUCUUGAAGGCUGCCCUUAUGAUAUAGAAUUAUUUUAUGUUGGCAUUGAAAAUAAUUGUACAUUUAAAAAGUAUUGUCUAAGGUACCCGUUACUUUUAACUUUUUUUCCUGAUUGUAAGAAGUUGAAUAAAUUUAAAAAAUACAUCCCAGGUAUAAGAUAUUUCAUGGGAACACAAUAUUAGUGUUUGAAAUCUAAGUCAUAGGCCUUGAACUCUCAUUUUCUGCCCAAAUCACCAAGUGUUAAAGAAUGCAUCUUAAAUACAGAUGAAACUUCAAAAUAACGCGGCUGAUUAAAAAAGCAGAUUUGACGUCAGCUGUAUACGCAUCUUCUCCAGUCUUCUCCUCGUUAAUCUCCUCUGUGGGUUUCACUCCAUUACCUUGAGGAGGAGUGCAGAGACCCCACGAGUAUGUUCAUACUGUGUCUGACACUCUACUUAAAAGGCAAUGCAAGAAAAAUAGCAAAAUAUGCAGGAACUGGUAAUUUUUUUACAUUUAAAACCAUCAUUCCAACCAUUGCUUGUUGAUAAUGUUUACAUGGAAAUAAAUUUCAUUGUGUCAAAUAAACCAUGAAAUCUUUAUUUGAUACUGAUUUUUCAGAAGUCUAUAAGAACAGAUUGAAUUAUGGAUUUCUGCGUACCUUUCUGACACAGCACUUGAAAUGCAUGGUUUGAGGAAAUAAUGAGAUAGGCUUGAGAAAUAAUUUUAGAAUCUUCAAGCAGUGAAUCCUGUUAAGCUAGACAACAUUUGGUUGAACAGAAAAUGAUGGGGAGCAAAUAUACUCUGAACUGGGUACCUCUAA
Messenger RNA from Haliotis rubra (blacklip abalone), 6602 nucleotides. Its product is annotated as zwei Ig domain protein zig-8-like. Gene Ontology annotation, cellular component: neuron projection membrane. The record is from RefSeq and is a predicted model, not a curated record. Lineage: Eukaryota; Metazoa; Mollusca; Gastropoda; Lepetellida; Haliotidae. Gene Ontology annotation, biological process: synapse organization. The transcript has 11 exons. The coding region runs from base 1044 to 2033 and encodes 329 amino acids.